This is a messenger RNA of Anopheles darlingi, 4241 nucleotides long. RefSeq names its product WW domain-containing adapter protein with coiled-coil homolog (gene wcy). The transcript is spliced from 11 exons. Gene Ontology annotation, biological process: regulation of autophagy; positive regulation of TORC1 signaling. The coding region runs from base 825 to 3464 and encodes 879 amino acids. Gene Ontology annotation, cellular component: nucleus. The record is from RefSeq and is a predicted model, not a curated record. Gene Ontology annotation, molecular function: RNA polymerase II complex binding; chromatin binding. NCBI's taxonomy places the organism in Eukaryota, Metazoa, Arthropoda, Insecta, Diptera, Culicidae.
CAACUCAGAAGCAAAGGGCCAAGCGGGAAGGAGGAAAAAAGUGGGAUCAUCAAAGGUUCUUCUAUCUUUCACCAUAAACCACCUUGAUACUUACUUAUUAAUUAAAACAGCUUUGCAGAGUUUACGAGCCACUCGUUUUCCGAAUUCAUUUGCAAAUCAGCUUGGGUUUUUACCCAAGCACCACCGAGAAAUGUGCCUGUUUUCACUUUGGACGCAAACUCACCCAUAAUUCAGUGAUGGCGGCGUACAGCUGAGCUUGUAAAAUCUUCUUGGGACUGCUGGUGGCCGUAGUAAAAGAAUUCGUUAUUUCUUUUUCUGGUUUUCGUUACGAUUAGUUUGUCUGUGCAUUUGCAAGUGUUCUUACGUAGUGUAGCAAAGCAACUGCAAAAGGGCUACAAGUUCCGAAACAUAAUCGAUCGAGCGAGCUAUAUCUACAGCGUAGACGUUCAACAAAUUUUUUUUGUCUUGUCAAGAAGGUCAUUCGUUCGAACCAAACGAGGCCCUGCAGAUCUUGGAGUAUUUGCCAAUUUAUGGCCAAUUACAUUCAUCCUGUAAUCCGAGUAUAAUGUUUUAUACUAUUUAACUUGUGGUAGCUUCAUUUCAACUGAUGGCCGCAUUUUUCACGGCUUUGCAUUAUUGAAAAUUAUUGUUUUUUGCAUGCAUCAAUUUCGCAUGUCUCCAAAAUUCCAGACAAAUACGUUUCAAAUUCCGUAAUUUCCCAAAUCCGAGGUCUCCUUGGAAACGCUUGUAUGCAUUCUGCAUGUCAGGGCAGUGAACAGUGAAAAAGCAGAAAAACUAGAAAUAAGAAAUAUUCACGGCAUUAAAUGGUAAUGCAUGCCAGGAAACCGCAACGUUUGUUAAGCGAUGGGUAUCAUCAAUCUCAUCAGUACCAGAAUUCAAAAUAUAGUUCUUCAAAGCGGGAUUACGAACGAGAAGCUAAUUCUCGAUCGCUCACCUAUACCAGAGAUCAUGAUAGCUCACCAGUUGGAGGAUCUUUGAAUAAUGAUUCCCCAAGAGAUCGAGAUCGAGACAGAGAUCGAGAGCGCGAUCGAGAAAGGGAAAGAGAAAGGGAUCGGGAUCGAUAUUCGUCUUCGGCAUACACCUUGGGAAAAAUGCGCGAGAAGGAACGUAGCGAUCGUGAUUAUAAGAAAGAAAAAUAUUCCGAUUCACUGCGGUCACCUAAACGAAGCCGAAGCGAACGGGACUCAGAUCACAGAAAUUUUCAUGAUAGAAGGAUGAAACUUGUUACUUUGGUGGAUAAAAGAAGUACUCCUAGUGAUGAUCGCGAACGUGAACGAGAUCGCGACCGAAUCGAACGAGAUCGAGAACGGGAACGUGAUAGAGACAGACUGCGGGAUCGCGAGCGCGAUCGAAGUAGCGUAAGCAGUGGAUGCGUGCCGGCAGUCGGAGCAGCAAAUAGUAGUAAUGCUAGUGUUAGUGGUACACUUAAUAACUCGGUAGCAAGCACAUUAGUCUGCAAUAACGCUGGCGUAAGCGGAUUGACGAACACGACUUCCAAUACAGCGUGCACCAUUAACAGUAGUCAGGGAUGUGUUGGCAAUGCUUCUAGCAGUAGUGUUGUUGGAAGCAAUGAUCGAGAUCGCGUCAAUCGCGUCGGUGAUUGGAGUGAACAUGUCAGUUCGUCAGGAAAAAAGUAUUACUACAAUUGCAAAACCGAGGUUUCUCAAUGGGAAAAGCCGCGCGAAUGGAUCGAAAAAGAAAGUAGUCGAGUAUUACCAAAAGACCAGCUCCGGGAAUAUCGCGAAAAGGAAAGAGAGCGCGAAAGGGAACGCGAGGAACGGUAUACAUCUUCAGCAGUAAAUCGCUCGACCGCCUCGUCGUCUUACGGGAAACAUUCAGGCAGUAGUGGCAGUAACAAGAAUAAUUCCCGCGGUCGCUGGCAAACACAUGAAACACCAAGCACUGCGCAUAGAAGACGUUUUGAUGGGGACAAUUUGGAAGUGAAUGUUAGCCCAGGUGACUCAACACCAACUUCUGAAGCCAGUUAUUCAAACUCGAACGCACCAAUCAUAAAUCAACAGCAGCUGCUGCAGAAUGCUCAUGCAGCUAAUAAUGGCGCGGCAGUGGGUAAUGUAGGUAGCGGCAAUCGAGGCUCUUCGUUGAGUGGAAGUUCUACUUUCGUUCCGUCUUGUACACCGAUUGUUGCUAAUGAAGCCAACUCUGAUGCUCAAGGGCAAAAUUUGUCUUGCCAACUACCACGGAUGGUAGGACCAAAUACAGCAGCAAACCACACGGUAUCAACGAUUGUAACGACAUCAAAUCAUCAGCAGCAACAACAACCACUCUACAGCAUAGCAUCGUCCAACUCAUCGUCUUCAUCUUCCUCAUCAUCAGCAAAUAGUAUGUCAUCCCCCUCGCUGACUUAUUCUACACAUGGUGCCAGUUCUUCUUUAAUUUCAUCACAAGCGACUACUUCUGACUUAGGGAUGGUUUCAUCAAAUACACCUGGCCCACCGUCAGCUAUAACACAUCUCCCAACAAACCUGCAUUCGCAACAACAACAAGUAUGCAGUCUGGCACAAAAGUCACCACACCAGCAAAAUCAUCAGAAUAGUAUGGCUACAAACAUGUCUCCAUUAGGCGGUUCGAGCGGAAUGAAUGUACCUACGUCGUUGGCAGGUCUGCCAAAGAUUCUUUCGCAAAUAACCGGUAUCAAGUCCAUAGAACAUAAUGACCUCAAUCCUCAAAAAGCACUGCAGACAAUUAACAAUGCACUUAUGAUGCAGCAGCAAAAUCGUCAGUUAAUUUCAGGAACUACCACAGAUUUAACAAACGUAGUGGGUAGUUUAAGGGAGCAUGCAUUAAACUCUCCCUUGUUUAAUGUUGGUAAUCUUGCACACCCUGUACAUGCAUCGCCGUUAUCUGGGAUCCACAUUAACCACAACACCCAUGGCAUCACGGGAAAUAGUCACAUUGGCAGAGAGUCUGGUGUGAUGAACACAUGCGCUAUGCUGAGUAGCACUGGAAAUGUAACACAAACAGGGGAUGGACCGCCUACUCCAACACAGGAACUGGAAGUACCCAUAAGUGAUCAUAGAAAAUACGUAGGGCUGAAUAAUACCGGGCUUACGUCCACACCAACCAGCGCCGUUAGUAGCUUGCAAAGUGUCAUGGCAUCUUCCCAAUCUGGUAGAGCCCAAGGGCCGAAUUUAACCCCUACUUUAGCCAAAUACUUCCGGGCCGAUCUUAUAUCCCACGUCACAGGAUGGCCUUCGGAGAUUCUAGAAAAAACGAUACAAAAGCUUUCCGAAGAAGCACAUAUUUUAGGUGAUCUUCAAUGCAGCAAAGUUUCUGCUGAGUUAAAAUGUGCUAGAAGUUUAGUUAGAAUAACAGAAAUUACUGCAACACUGCAGGAACAAAAGAUAAUGUAUCUACGCCAACAAAUUCGUAGAUUGGAAGAUUCCAAAUCGGAAAACUCAUUUAUGUCAUCAGAUGAUCUAUAGCAAUAAUAUACUAUAAAAAAUAACAUAGCAUCAAAAUAUUAUAAACUAAAGAGGGCAGAGAUGUUGUAUGUUUAGACAUUUGUAAUAAAAUUAAGAAAAUAAUAAAAACCCCAUAAAUUCUUACAAUACAUAAACUUCUUAAGAACAAAAAAAGGAAAUUGUAUCAAUAUUUUUUUUGAAUACAUUAGAAAAUGCGCAAAAAUCUUAAGAAUUAUAAAAAUACUGGACAAAUGCCAUAUGUUUUAUAUGUGGUGUACAUAAAUGCAAUGUUAAAAAUGUAUACUGCUCGUAUGAUAUGAGCAAUAACAUUAAUGUAAAACAGACCAAUAAAAUGCUAUUUCAAUUGUUUACGAUACCUCUUCCUUCUAACUGGAGAGUGCAUUAUAAUCGUUUAUGUAAGCUCCGGGAAUUCUAGAUGGUUUUCAAAAGGUUACGUGUUCAUUAAUCUUGUUUAUUUGUAACAGAUAAUGUAGUUAUUCUCCUAUGAAACAUAUUAAUGUAUUUAAUUGUUAUAAUUCGUAAGUUACCUGUUCACACAGGGCAAACCAUUCGGAUCUGUUAACUUGUUAACAGACCCGCAGAUAACGUUUGGGUUUGUUGAACACUCUACAGACUCGAAUUCGUCCUUGGGGAAAUUCAGGUCUGUUAAUGUUUGAGAGACCCGAAAUUGCAAUAGAAAUUGUAACAAUCCCGAACGAUUGCCAUGUGUCGUAGGGCUGAAUCAAGUGCAAAAUAAGGAACUUAGGCUUUCCAAUUCCAUAACGGUUUGCCCGUCGU